This is a messenger RNA of Carya illinoinensis, 1361 nucleotides long. Its product is annotated as lignin-forming anionic peroxidase-like. The coding region runs from base 135 to 1103 and encodes 322 amino acids. NCBI's taxonomy places the organism in Eukaryota, Viridiplantae, Streptophyta, Magnoliopsida, Fagales, Juglandaceae. Gene Ontology annotation, biological process: response to oxidative stress; hydrogen peroxide catabolic process. The transcript has 4 exons. Gene Ontology annotation, molecular function: peroxidase activity; heme binding. The record is from RefSeq and is a predicted model, not a curated record.
UUUAGCUACAAUACGUUGAUCAUCUCCUCUCGGUACUGAUCUCCAUUCAAUUUCUAUAAUUGAGCUGUCUGCUCCAGCACUAUUAGAAACUAGACUAUUACGGUUUUCAUCUGUGAAGAAACAGAUCAUCGAACAUGGCUUCUACUGUUUCCUGCGCAUGCUUCAUUCUUGCUGUAUUCUUGUUUAUCUCAAGCAUGCCAUGCGAAGCACAGCUAUCCUCUACAUUUUAUGACAACAAAUGUCCGAAAGCACUUGGCACGAUCCGAACAGCCACUAGAAGCGCCGUUUCUCGUGAGCGAAGAAUGGCAGCAUCGCUCAUUCGGCUUCAUUUCCAUGAUUGUUUUGUCCAGGGUUGCGAUGCAUCAAUUUUGCUUGAUGAUACUCCCUCAAUAUUGGGGGAGAAGACAGCACUAAAUAAUGCUGGUUCAGUGAGAGGAUACGAGGUCAUUGAUGACAUCAAGUCUAAAGUGGAGAACGUUUGUCCUGGUGUUGUAUCGUGUGCAGAUAUUCUAGCAGUUGUAGCCCGGGAUGCAUCUGUUGCUGUCGGAGGACCAUCAUGGACGGUGAAGCUUGGAAGAAGAGACUCUACGACAGCAAGCCUCAGCCUAACCGACGCCAACCUUCCAAAGUUCACUGAUGGCCUUGGCAGGUUGACUUCUUUGUUUCGUGAGAAAGGUUUGAGUGAAAGAGAUAUGGUCGCCCUUUCAGGAUCGCAUACAAUAGGACAAGCAAGAUGUGUGACCUUCCGCGGUAGGAUUCACAACAAUGCAAGUGAUAUCGAUGCUGGGUUUGCUAGCACUAGAAAGCGCAAGUGUUCACUUGCUAUAGGUAGUGACGACGAGAAGAUAGCACCGCUUGAUUUGGUGACACCCAAUUCUUUUGAUAAUAAUUACUUCAAGAAUCUAAUUCAGAAGAAGGGUCUUCUCCAAUCUGAUCAAAUACUAUUUAGUGGAGGAUCCACAGACAGCAUUGUUACAGAGUAUAGCAAAAGCCCUUCAACUUUCAAAAAUGAUUUUGCUGCUGCUAUGGUUAGAAUGGGAGAUAUCGAACCCAUCACGGGUUCUCAAGGACAGAUACGAAAACUUUGCAGUGUUGUCAACUAAGUUGUCAGCAAAUCUAUUCACUUUUUCAUUUCGUUUGGUAAAAAAAUGGCAUGAUGAAAUUGAUUGUUUUUGUGUUGAGUAAAUAAGAGCUAGGCCGGGACGUGUAACACGAGAAGUUCCAAUGCUAGCUUGUGUGUUGUCAUUUGCAAAGCAAAACAAGUACUGUAGAUGAAUGACUUUCCAAACGCACGUACUUUAUAAUGUAAAGUGUAAACUUUCCAGGCAUAUAAAGCCUUUUUAAUUUGAUCAGUGCUCCUA